Molecule: messenger RNA, 246 nt
Organism: Fulvia fulva
Lineage: Eukaryota; Fungi; Ascomycota; Dothideomycetes; Mycosphaerellales; Mycosphaerellaceae
Exons: 2
Coding region: 1-246 (81 amino acids)
Source: RefSeq, a predicted model, not a curated record
AUGUUGUUACUGCGCCCUGUCCUGAGGCCGCUUUGUGAGUACCAGGCAUCGCCCGUUGCACCCACGACAUACACAUACACCACCCAAGCUUCCAUCAGCAUCAACUUCACAUACAACAAGAUCAAGAUCAAGAACAACAUCACCAGCAACAUGAGCCAUAUCUUCGACACCAGCGCCAUACUCGCAGCUAUGCCUCCUCCAAAUCAUCCAAACGGCCCUACCCCAACCGACCCACCCAACAGUUAG